AGGCAUCACUGGGGUUCUCUCUGCUCAGGGCACUUGGAACGGCGGCGACAGCAGCAGUCAUGACCCUGUGUGUCCCCUACAGAUCUUGCUUCCCGGGAGGCCUGUCCCAGGGGACGGUCCUGACGAUCCGGGGGACCCCAUCCUGCACCAAUGGCUGGUUCAGGCUGGACCUGCUGUGCGGAGACAACCCCAACGCCGACAUCGCCUUCCACUUCAACCCGCGGCUCGACGCCCAGCACACCGUGGCCAUGAACAGCCUGGUGAGGGGGCGGUGGCUGCAUGAGAUCCGGACCCCUUCCCUGCCCUUCCAGGGGGGCCAACCCUUCCACCUGAGCAUAAAAGUGGAGGAAAAUUGCUUCAAGGUCUUUGUAGACCACCGGGAGUUCUGCAGCUUUGCCCACCGGCUGGACGUGGAGGAGGUGAAGGCCCUGGAGGUGUCAGGGGCCGUGACUCUCCGCUCAGUGUGCACCUAGGGGCUCUCCCGGCAGACCGGAUCAGCAGCCGGGGAGGGGGGCGGCGACCUCCCGGAA
Molecule: messenger RNA, 530 nt
Organism: Ornithorhynchus anatinus (platypus)
Lineage: Eukaryota; Metazoa; Chordata; Mammalia; Monotremata; Ornithorhynchidae
Product: galectin-7-like
Exons: 4
Coding region: 60-473 (137 amino acids)
Molecular function (GO): carbohydrate binding
Source: RefSeq, a predicted model, not a curated record